Molecule: messenger RNA, 669 nt
Organism: Iphiclides podalirius (scarce swallowtail)
Lineage: Eukaryota; Metazoa; Arthropoda; Insecta; Lepidoptera; Papilionidae
Source: the annotation of a GenBank genome assembly
AUGAAACUGAUCAUCGUUGCCGGUUUGAUCGCCGCCUGCGCGGCUGGCCGCUUGGAACAUCUAGAGCGCUCCUACCUACCGCCAGACAGCAGUAACAGCCUAGGUUUCGGCAACGGACGCGGCCAGAACGGCUUCGGUUCCAACGGACAGAGUUCUUUCGGGUCCAGCGCUGGCGGUUUCGGUUCUAACGGCGGCUCCCACGGCGCUUUCGGGUCCAGCGGAGGCUCUCACGCUUUCGGCUCUAACGGUGGUCCCUCAGGGAUCGGGUCGAACGGCGGAUCAGGGACUCACGGUUUCCGCUCCAGCGGAAACGGCUUCGGCUCGUCCGGCGGAAACGGCUUCGGCUCGUCCAGCGGAAACGGAAACGGAAACGGAUUCGGUUCCGCCACAUCAAACCAGUACCUGCCACCUAACCACGGACCAUCGGGCUCCAACGGUUUAGGCGGUAACGGACUGUCGUCCUUCAGAGCGCCCAGCACCCAAUAUGGCACACCAGCGUUCGGAAGCAACAGUGGAUUUGGAAGCCAGAGACCUUCAUCCCAGUACCAGCAAGGACAGGAAUCUCAAUCCCAGUUGGGUUUGAGUAACCAGUAUUUGACACCUAAGCAGUCCUCGAACUUCCAGAACAUUCCUCAGCAGAGCUUCGACGAACAGACCGGCUAUCAUUAU